This is a messenger RNA of Ilex paraguariensis (yerba mate), 2553 nucleotides long. Lineage: Eukaryota; Viridiplantae; Streptophyta; Magnoliopsida; Aquifoliales; Aquifoliaceae. The record is from the annotation of a GenBank genome assembly.
AUGUCAGUCUCUUCUGCACAAUCAUCAUCAUCAAAGGUACUCCCUUUACUACUCAAACCCAUCACACCCUUUCGCUUAUUCACGUUUUCUUACUCUGGAUUACCCAAAACCCCUGUAGACAGAAUCACAGUAGCAUUUCAACAGGAAAACCUCAAACUCAUAGACCCUUUAUCUCUCUCUAAACUACAACCACUCCACGUCGACUCUAUUCUUUUUAAUCUUCGGCACAAGCCCAGUUCAGCAAUUAGGUUCUUUGAGUGGUCUGAGAAUAUUCUGGGGUUUAAUCACACAAUUGAAUCUUUUUGUGGUCUUGAACAUUUGUUGCUCAGUAAUAGAAUGUUCGAUCCGGCCAGACUGGUUUUUGGUAAAAUGGUGGGGAAGUUUGGGGACUAUGAUUGUUUUGGUGUGUUUGAUAAGGGGUUCAGAGUUUAUGGGUCGAAUAAGAGUACUGUGUAUAGCUUCUUGAUUGAGAAUUAUUGUCGAGUUGGGAUGAUUGAUCGGUCCGUUGAGUUGUUUUUUCGAUUGUCUAAAAUGGGUAUUUUAAUUUCACCUUAUGCAUUAUCGAAAAUGCUUUGUUCUUUGAUUGAUUCGAAGCAAAUUGAUGUUGUUUUGGAUGUGUGUGGAGAAACGAGUAAUGGGUUGAGAGAAGAACAGUGUCGGCAUUUUGAUGUGUACAGUUUCGUGAUGCAUGGUCUUUUCAAGAAGGGUGAGGCUGAAAGGGGGUUAAAGUUUCAUCGAGCAAUGAUUGAGAGAGGGUUUGUGCCUAAUAUUAUUGCUUGUAAUAAGAUUAUGAAAAACCUUUGCAAUGGUGAUUGUACAGGAGUUGCUUUUGGUUUCUUUUCGUUGAUAUUAGAGGUAGGUCCAAAUCCGAGUCUGGUGACGUUUAGCACAUUGAUUAAUGCUUAUUGCAAUGAGGGAAGAUUGGAAGAGGCAUUUGAGCUCUAUAAUAUUAUGAUAGCAAGGGGUAUAACUCCUGAUUUAGUGCUUUAUAGUAUUCUUAUUGAUGGUCUUUUCAGGGCGGGGAAGUCGAUGGAGGGGCGUCAACUACUCUCCGUGGCGAUAAAUAGUGGCAUCAAGUUGGAUGUGGUGGUUUUCAGCUCCAUUUUGGAUGCAUGUGUGAAAAUGGGGGAUUGGGAAAGAGGGCUUGAAGUGUAUAACAGAAUGUUGAAGCAAGGGAUCAUACCUAACAUGGUUACAUAUGGUAUUCUGGUGAAUGGAUUGUGUCAAAAGGGCCAGCUUCCUGAAGCUUUUGGCAUCGUUGGUCAGAUGCUGAAACAGGGUGUUGAGCCCUCUGUUUUAACAUACAGCAGCCUGAUUGAUGGCUUGUGCAAGGCAGGAAAUUUGAGAGGCGGGUAUGGUUUAUACAAGGAUAUGGUAAAGAAGGGCUAUAUUCCUGAUGUUAUAAGUCACAGUGUGCUUAUAAAUGGUCUUACUACGCAUGGACAGAUGGGUGAUGCUCUUAGAUUAUUCUACCAGGCACUGAAGAGUGGUUUAAUUCCCAGUGUAUUUAUGUUUAACACAUUAAUUGAUGGUUGGUGUAGAUUGAAACGAAUAAAGGAUGCUGUGAAAUUUUACAUCCAAAUGGUUAUGUAUGGUAUGGUACCGGAUGUAGUUACGUACACUACGCUUAUUAGAGGUAUCAGUGAGAAGGGGAAACCAUUCGAGGCAUUAGUUUUUUUCUUUCAAAUGCUUAAAAGGGGUUUCUCUCCAGAUAUAUUAACAUAUUGCACUAUCAUUGAUGGACUCUGUAAACAUAAAAAUCUGAUGGCUGGAUUACGAAUUUUUGACAUGAUGCUCCAAAAUGGAAUAGAUCCUGAUAUUGUUAUAUACAAUGUUCUCAUUAAUGCUCUUUUCAAGGAAGGUCGCUUGGAAAAUGCUUUGGAACUUUUCAGGAAAGUUUUUGAGUGUGGACCAGAACCUGAUAUUGUGACCUACAACACAGUAAUCUGUGGAUAUUGCUCUUUCAAAAUGUUGCAUGAGGCAGCUCAACUUUAUGAGGAGCUGAAAUUCAGACGGAUUGAACCCAACGCCAUUACUUUUUCUGUUCUGAUCAAUGCAUUAUGUAAAGAAGGAAAAAUGGAGGAUGCGAAGUCGUUAUUUUCGGCAAUGCUGGAAAAAGGUCCAGAACCUAAUGUGGUUACGUAUAGUUGUUUAAUUGAUGGCUACUUUAAGGCCUGUAAUAUGAGAAAUGCCUUUGAGCUUCAUGAAAAGAUGCUUGAGAAUAGUAUCUCUCCCAAUAUUGUGACUUACAGCAUCCUGAUUGAUGGUCUAUGCAAAAGGGGACUGAUGGAAGAAGCAUCUUUUACCUUUCAUCAUGCUUUAGAGAGGCAUUUGUUACCUGAUGUCAUAACGUAUGGGAUCCUCAUUCACGCAUUCUGCAAGGUUGGGAGAUUAGCAGAUGCCAUGAUGUUUUAUGACCGCAUGUUGGGAGAAGGCAUCAUGCCAGAUGCAUUUGUGCAGAGAAUACUUGCUGUAUAUCGUCUUCAGAAUAACCAGACAGAAAAACUGUGUACUCAACUGAAGCAUGUGCAGAGGACAUCUUCCCAUUCAUAG